AUGCAACACCACUUCCCCGUGCCUCAUCAACAUUCCUCAUCUACCUACUUCACCCCCGCAACAAAAUCAGCGACACAGUCUGACUUUCUGAGUCCGCGUUUCUCCCUCUCGCCUCCCAUCUCUUCUUCUCUUUCUAUCAUCCUCCACAUCACUGGGCCUGUUCUCUGUUUUGCUCAUCAAAGCAUCCCGGCGCACCACACCUCUGUCGGCUUUAGUAGGCUUCGCAAGUUCGCCUCCUUUCAUGCCAGACGAAGUGCAAAGGCUCCGCGAGACCUUUGGGCUUGUUACCAUUGA
Messenger RNA from Colletotrichum truncatum, 294 nucleotides. RefSeq lists its product as uncharacterized. The record is from RefSeq and is a predicted model, not a curated record. NCBI's taxonomy places the organism in Eukaryota, Fungi, Ascomycota, Sordariomycetes, Glomerellales, Glomerellaceae.